This is a messenger RNA of Zerene cesonia (dogface butterfly), 2024 nucleotides long. It is a transcript of the gene Tdc2, whose product is annotated as tyrosine decarboxylase. Lineage: Eukaryota; Metazoa; Arthropoda; Insecta; Lepidoptera; Pieridae. Gene Ontology annotation, molecular function: pyridoxal phosphate binding; carboxy-lyase activity. Gene Ontology annotation, biological process: amino acid metabolic process. Bases 103 to 1983 code for a protein of 626 amino acids. The transcript has 10 exons. The record is from RefSeq and is a predicted model, not a curated record.
AGUCGGUGGACGUCGCGCCGGUAACACCAUCACUUUGUUUCAUGAAACCCUCAUAACCGCACUUUGUUUUAAAUAACCGUUAAACGAGUAGUGAAAGCAACCAUGGAUACUGAGGAGUUUCGUGUUAGGGGAAAAGAGAUGGUGGAUUACAUCUGUACUUACAUGAAUACGUUGCGAACACGACGAGUCACCCCCUCAGUGGAGCCAGGAUACCUUCGAGAUGCUUUACCCGCCGAGGCGCCUUACCACCCCGAGUCUUGGGACGAUGUUAUGAACGAUGUAGAGAACAAGAUCAUGCCCGGAGUCACUCAUUGGCAACAUCCCCGAUUUCAUGCCUAUUUCCCAUCAGGGAAUGCGUAUCCAUCAAUUCUCGGAGAUAUGCUUUCAGCUGGUAUUGGAUGCAUAGGAUUUUCGUGGGCUGCCAGUCCUGCUUGCACGGAGUUGGAGAUCAUUAUGUUAGAUUGGAUGGGGAAGGCGAUUGGAUUACCUCCAGCAUUUUUAGCAUUAGAGGAGGGCAGUAAGGGUGGUGGUGUGAUCGAGGGUUCAGCAAGCGAAAGUGUUCUUGUGUCAAUGCUUGCCGCGCGAGCCGCGGCUAUCAAACGCCUGAAGCACCAAUUCCCUUCAGUCGAUGAGGGGCUUUUGCUAUCCAAGCUAAUAGCGUAUUGUUCUAAAGAGGCUCAUUCGUGUGUCGAAAAGGCAGCUAUGAUUUGCUUUGUAAAACUGCGAAUUUUACAACCCGAUGAACAUGGAUGCUUAAGGGGCGAAAUUUUAAAAGAGGCUAUGGAAGAAGAUGAGGAAGCUGGUUUAGUACCAUUUUUUGUCAGUACUACAUUAGGAACAACAUCAUGCUGUUCCUUCGAUAAUCUUCCAGAAAUCGGACCCGUAGUACGAAAAUUUCCUUGCGUCUGGUUACAUAUUGAUGCUGCUUAUGCUGGUAGUGCUUUUCUUUGCCCUGAACACAAAUAUCACCUUGCUGGAGUUGAAUAUGCAGAUUCUUUUAAUACAAACCCUAACAAAUUUAUGUUGACUAGUUUUGAUUGUUCCCUACUUUGGGUGACAAAUCGUUACUUACUAACAUCUGCUCUGGUUGUGGAUCCAUUGUACCUACAACAUUGUUACGACCAUACUGCAAUUGAUUAUCGGCAUUGGGGAGUUCCUUUGAGUCGGCGAUUCAGAUCUCUCAAGCUAUGGUUCAUGUUAAGGAGCUAUGGUAUCAUAGGCCUCCAGAAAUACGUGAGACGCCAUUGUGAACUCGCUAAAUAUUUUGAAAAACUCGUCAAGAAAGAUGAAAGAUUUGAAGUCUGCAAUCAAGUCAAGUUAGGCCUCGUAUGCUUCCGCCUACUAGGCGGUCCAGAUGAAACUUCUGAACAAGUAGAUGACCUUAACAAAAAAUUGUUAACCAACAUUAAUGCUUCCGGAAAAAUCCACAUGGUACCAGCAUCUGUUCGAGAUCAUUUCGUUAUACGUUUUUGCGUUGUGUAUCAACAUGCAACACGCGAAGAUAUAGAGAUAGCUUGGGACAUUAUAAGCGACUUCGCUACUGAGUUAUUGGAAGGCCCUGACAAGGAAAGGGAUCUCAACGAGGAGCGUGCGCGACGCAAUCGCGCUGCGCUGGCCCACAAGCGCUCGUUCUUCGUCCGUAUGGUCAGUGACCCGAAGAUUUACAACCCAGCGAUCAACAAGACACCACCUCCGGUUCCUACCAGCCCUUGCACCCCUCCGCCAAUGGCGCCCACCACACCGGAUACGCCAUCUGACGCUGGCUCAGCACAACUGAUGCCAUCUACUCCGAAACAGUCAUCUUGGAUAAGUUGGCCUCUAGCAUUCUUCUUCCAAAGCGUGGAUCAUGACGCUAACGAUCUGCCGUUGAGAUUUCGACAUUUGGAUACCAUGGUUCGCUUGAAAAGCCCCAAUCACGGCCGGCGCGGCUCGUCUCCGUGCGUGUCUCCCGAAAGGAGGGCACCUUCCCCCUCAAAUAAUUAACUCGUCCAUGCUUAACUCAUAUAAAUAACAAUUUAUCUCAA